Castor canadensis (American beaver) is the source of this 3066-nucleotide messenger RNA. Lineage: Eukaryota; Metazoa; Chordata; Mammalia; Rodentia; Castoridae. The record is from RefSeq and is a predicted model, not a curated record.
AUGAGGGUAUGCACUUGCAGUUCAGCUAGUUGUGAAGGUUCUGCACUUCCCUUACGGAAUCCACCUCUACCUACCACUUUCCAACCAGGAGUUCUUCCUGGUCCCCCUCCAGCUGGUGGUCCACCUCCAGUAAGGGACCUCAUGCCCCAGAAAACAUCACAUAGAUCCUCACCCCAGCCAUCAUUUAAUUCAGCUGUCAACCAAGAAGGUAUUACAUCAAAUGCCAAUAAUGGAUCUAUGGGGGUUCAUAGUAGUUACGAUGAAAUUGAAGGAGGUGGCUUCUUGGCAACACCACAGCUUACUAAUAAGAAUCCCAAAAUGAGCCGAAGCGUUGGAUAUUCCUAUCCCUCCUUACCACCUGGUUACCAGAACACACCACCCCCUAAUACAGCUGGAAUGCCAUCCUCUUCCUUGAAUUACCCAAGCAGCCCCCAGGCCUGUACUCAGACUCCCUUAGGUGCUAAUCACUUAACUGCAAGCAUGAGUGGAUUAAGUCUACAUCCAGAGGGUCUAAGAAUUGUCAAUCUUCUUCAAGAGAGAAACAUGCUUCCCUCAACACCAUUAAAGCCUCCGGUUCCAAAUUUACAUGAAGACAUCCAGAAACUCAACUGUAAUCCAGAGUUAUUUCGAUGUACGCUGACUGGCAUUCCUCAGACUCAGGCCUUGCUGAAUAAAGCCAAACUUCCUUUGGGACUGCUUCUUCAUCCUUUCAAAGACCUAGUGUUGCCUGUGGUUACUUCCAGUACAAUUGUGAGAUGCCGUUCAUGCAGGACCUACAUCAACCCUUUUGUCAGCUUUCUUGACCAAAGGAGGUGGAAGUGUAACUUAUGUUACCGAGUCAAUGAUGUUCCUGAAGAAUUCAUGUACAACCCUUUGACCAGAGUCUAUGGAGAACCUCACAGGAGACCUGAAGUUCAAAAUUCUACUAUUGAGUUUAUGGCUCCUUCAGAAUACAUGUUACGACCACCACAACCUCCAGUGUACCUCUUUGUAUUUGAUGUGUCUCACAAUGCAGUUGAAACCGGAUACUUGAAUUCAGUUUGCCAGAGUUUGUUAGACAAUCUGGAUUUGCUUCCUGGCAACACUAGGACAAAAAUUGGCUUCAUAACAUUUGACAGCACAAUUCAUUUCUACAGUCUUCAAGAAGGUCUCUCCCAACCACAGAUGCUAAUAGUUUCAGACAUUGAAGAUGUUUUUAUACCUAUGCCAGAGAACUUACUAGUAAAUUUAAAUGAAAGUAAAGAGCUUGUCCAGGAUUUACUGAAAACUUUGCCACAAAUGUUUACCAAGAGUCUGGAGACCCAGAGUGCCUUGGGUCCUGCACUUCAGGCUGCCUUUAAGCUGUUGUCCCCAACUGGUGGUCGAAUGUCUGUCUUUCAAACACAACUCCCAACUCUUGGUGUGGGAGCUCUUAAACCAAGAGAGGAACCCAACCACAGGUCAUCUGCUAAGGAAAUACACCUGACUCCAUCCACUGACUUCUAUAAGAAAUUAGCCUUGGACUGUUCUGGUCAGCAGGUAGCUGUUGACUUAUUCCUUCUCAGUGGACAGUAUUCUGAUUUGGCUUCUCUGGGUUGUAUUUCUCGGUACUCAGCAGGUAGUGUAUAUUACUAUCCAUCUUACCAUCAUCAGCACAAUCCGGUCCAAGUACAGAAAUUACAGAAGGAAUUACAGAGAUACCUCACUCGGAAGAUUGGCUUUGAGGCAGUUAUGAGGAUUCGGUGCACUAAAGGUCUCGCCAUUCACACUUUCCAUGGGAACUUCUUUGUCCGCUCCACAGACUUACUGUCUCUGCCCAAUGUCAACCCGGAUGCUGGGUAUGCAGUGCAGAUGUCAGUGGAAGAGAGUCUUACUGACACACAAUUGGUUUCUUUUCAGUCAGCACUCUUGUAUACAUCAAGUAAAGGUGAAAGAAGAAUACGUGUCCAUACUUUGUGUUUGCCAGUAGUUUCAACUCUGAAUGAAGUCUUUCUGGGAGCUGAUGUUCAAGCAAUUUCAGGGUUAUUGGCCAAUAUGGCUGUGGACAGGUCUGUGACUGCCAGUCUGAGUGACGCCCGGGAUGCUCUAGUGAAUGCCCUCAUCGACUCUCUGGCAGCUUACCGCUCUUCAGUCCUCAGUAACCAGCAACCUGGGCUCAUGGUCCCUUUCUCUUUGCGGCUUUUCCCACUUUUUGUGUUGGCUCUCCUUAAACAGAAAUCAUUCCAGACUGGGACAAAUGUGCGUCUGGAUGAACGCAUUUUUGCUAUGUGUCAAGUGAAAAAUCAGCCCUUGGUUCACCUUAUGCUCACAACUCAUCCCAGUUUGUAUAGAGUUGACAAUCUCUCAGAUGAGGGAGCCCUCAGCAUCAAUGACAGAAUCAUCCCUCAGCCCCCUGUUCUUCAGCUCUCCGUGGAGAAGCUGAGCAGAGAUGGCGCUUUCCUCCUGGAUGCAGGCUCUGCACUGAUGCUUUGGGUUGGGAAAAACUGUGCACAGAGUUUUCUCCACCAAGUGCUAGGAGUUCAAAACUAUGCAUCAAUUCCACAGACUAUGAUAGACCUUCCAGAACUCGAUACACCAGAGUCUGCCAGAACAAUAGCUUUUAUCUCAUGGCUUAGAGAGCAGAGACCAUUUUUCCCAGUACUUUAUGUAAUAAGGGAUGAGAGUCCAAUGAAAGCAAACUUCCUUCAAAACAUGGUGGAAGACAGAACAGAAUCUGCUUUGUCAUAUUAUGAAUUCCUCUUGCAUAUACAGCAGCAAGUGAAUAAGUGAAGAAAUCGGACUUAGUAUUAUUAAGGAAAUCACAACAAUGCAGAAUUCCUGGGAAUGUGUCGUACCUUCCUUUUCUAUUUAAGUUUGUGACUUAAAUGUGAUGAUUGAGAUGUUUUCACUGUGAUCUCAACAAACUAUAGCAAACAAAGGACCACCGCAGAGAAUCAAAAAAAAAUACUGUAUUUUUCAAAUCAAAAUAUAUCUACCUAUGAUUGGAUACAUUUUUCCUUUGCUGCCAAUUAUGUUUGAGUUGUGGAUUGAAAUAGGACAAUAUUGCAGAGGCAAAAUUCAUUUUGUAAAAUACUUGUAUGUUCCACA